Messenger RNA from Echinococcus granulosus, 1833 nucleotides. RefSeq names its product Methionyl-tRNA synthetase. NCBI's taxonomy places the organism in Eukaryota, Metazoa, Platyhelminthes, Cestoda, Cyclophyllidea, Taeniidae. The record is from RefSeq and is a predicted model, not a curated record. The coding region runs from base 1 to 1833 and encodes 610 amino acids. The transcript has 10 exons. Gene Ontology annotation, molecular function: ATP binding; methionine-tRNA ligase activity. Gene Ontology annotation, biological process: methionyl-tRNA aminoacylation.
AUGCGGCCUCGACCUGCUUUUAUUACGACUCCAAUAUUUUACCCCAAUGCGAAGCCUCAUCUCGGUCAUGCCUACACCCUCUGUAUAGCCGACGCGUGGUCACGCUUCUUUGCCAUGCGACAACAUCCUAGUCUUCAAGCCUUCCCCCCUCGACGUGUUUUCCUGAGACCACCGCCUGCACGAACCAGCUUCCUCUGCACCGGUGUCGACGAACAUGGCAGCAAAGUGCGUCGCUCGCACAGCAGCCACUUUCGGCUGCUCCCCAAAGGAUCUCUGCGACCGUAUAUCAUUGACUUUCAAGGCAGGCUCAGCGUUCCUUAUAAAAGUACUUCAUUUCAGGACCUCUGUGAGAACUUGAACAUCUCUACGGGUGCCUUCAUUCGAACCACCAGUGAGGCGCACAAAAACACGGUUUGCGAAGCUUGGCGAUAUCUGGAACGAUCAGGCUACCUCUACUGGAACACUUUUGCUGGAUGGUACUCGAUUAGUGACGAGACUUUCUACGCCGAUUGGGAGGUCACAGACUCCCCUUCCUCCAGUGGGGUCAAGGUUGCAAAAGCUACACAUAGCGUGGUUAACUGGGUGGAGGAGAAGACCUGUCGAUUUCGUCUCUCAUCUUUUAAGGAUCAACUUCACAUUUGGCUGGACUCGGGAGUCCUCCCUGACAAAUCGCAAGAACAUGCUCGACUACUAGCGCUGACUCACUCCAGUCUCGAUCUUCUCGAAGAUCCCUCUAUCUCGCGCCCCAGCUCAAGAGUGUCCUGGGGCAUUCCCGUUCCCGACAGACCCGACCAAACAAUCUACGUUUGGUUCGAUGCUUUGAUGAGCUACCUAACGGCGGGAAAGGUUUCGUUGAACCCCACAGAGAAUAAGGAUGCGAUAUGGCCACCGGAAUGUCAGUUUAUUGGCAAGGAUAUCCUGCGUUUCCAUGCCAUACUUUGGCCAGCGAUUUUGCUAGCAUUGGGACUCCCAUUGCCCAAGAAGAUCAUCCCACAUGCACAUAUUCUGGUGGAGGGUACAAAGAUGUCCAAGAGCCUAAGCAACGUGGUGAGUCCAGUAGACAUGUUGAAGUACUUUUCCGCGGCUUUUGCUGCCGCCUCUCCCACUCGUCUCAGUGACGAAGAGGUGCGCGCAACGGCUGUUGACUGCCUUCGCUACUGCCUCGUGCGCAGCGCCUGUCUCAACGAGGACACUACCUUCAGCCUCCCCCUGGCCACCGAGACUGUCAACACAGAACUUGUCAACUGGGUGGGAAAUCUGCUCUCUAGAAUCACUUCGAGGAAGAUCAUUUCAGCUCAAACCGUGCCGAUGUUAGAUCUAGUGGAGGCGCAGGCCUUCAUGUCUGAUGCUCUGCUUCAUCGGAAUCUUAACUUGGAAUUGGAGACGAAGAACUCACUUUUCAUGAAACAAUUUGUAAUCUUCAUGCUUGUUUUGCAAACUCGGUACACGCGGUUUGCAGUGGAGCAGUUCUCUAUUUUCAGCCUCAGAUGUCUCCCCGAUACCUUUGAUACACUGUGGUGGGAGCGCCUGCAACCACACCACUCAGUGGACGCGUUGAUGAAGGUGGUACGAAAAACUAAUGCCUUUGUCGAUCGCCAUCAGCCCUGGGCGAGUGUUGCUGUUGACGACGUGAUGGCAAAAACAGUCGUCGGGGUCACCCUAGAGGCCCUUCGAUUAAUUGGUUGUCUUCUUGCUCCCCUUACCCCUUCCUUAUCCGACCGACUGCUGCGCCGCCUCGGAAUCCGGCCGGACGCGUUGAGGUGCUCCUCUUGGCAUUUGGACUUGGAUGACCAAUCCCUUCACCGACCCCUUGUGCCUCGAAUUAAAGUGUGA